This is a messenger RNA of Hypomesus transpacificus, 4033 nucleotides long. It is a transcript of the gene ston2, whose product is annotated as stonin 2. The coding region runs from base 221 to 2902 and encodes 893 amino acids. The transcript is spliced from 9 exons. Gene Ontology annotation, biological process: clathrin-dependent endocytosis; regulation of endocytosis; synaptic vesicle endocytosis. Lineage: Eukaryota; Metazoa; Chordata; Actinopteri; Osmeriformes; Osmeridae. Gene Ontology annotation, cellular component: AP-2 adaptor complex; synaptic vesicle. Gene Ontology annotation, molecular function: clathrin-cargo adaptor activity. The record is from RefSeq and is a predicted model, not a curated record.
AUGCAUUGUCUGACCACAUCUCAAAGCUGUCUACGCUCAGCAGCUGAGUCAACUCAAUACGGAGAUAGCACAGCGCCACACUGAAACCGAGUCGUUUCCUGACAAGUCGGGAAUGGAUUUUAAGAUGGACAUGAGGUUUGGGGACUCUCAUUCCUAAAAAAACAUUUGCACUCACUCACAGACACACACACAGACACCCAACCCAAUUUAAUACGGCUCCAUGGCUACUGAUACCACUGGCAGAGAGGAGACUGGGAGAGUUGGCUGGGUGGCAUUUCCUGAUGAAGGUUUCCAGGCAACUGCAGAGCAGCAAAAAAACGACAUGAGUAGCAGGCCAAGCUCCGCCCCCGUGGACACUUCCUCCUCUAUAGAGCCUGUGGCCCCGCCUCCCCAACAGAAUGCCUGGGUCUUAUUUGAUGAGAAGCCCUGGCUCUCCCCAGUUCCUCAGAAGCAGGUGAAAGGUCCCAGAACCAGCUUGUGUUCAUUGGCCAGUUUCUGGAGUGCCGGGCCCUCCUCUGAAAGCACCUGGGCCACCCAAUCAGAAUUGAGCUCAGUCAGCAUGGGGGCAUCGUCCUGUGACCUGCCCUCCCUAAACGCAGAGGACACCCCCAACGGGACGUCAUCACGACCACAGUCACGCAAUUCCUCCGUCUUUGCAGAUGAUGAAGGUAUAGACAUGGACUCCACAAGCUGGACUUCCAACAACAAAGAAAUACUUGGGCCUUCGAAAACCCCCUUCAACCACCGCUUAUCCACCUGGGUAACCUUCGACGAUGACGAGGGGCAGCCCCAUCAACAGCGCCCUGAGAUGCCGUCUCAUGUCAAACUGGACAGUACCGACCACAGCCCUCUCCAGGAUGGCAACAGCAACCUCAUUGGAGUCCCUGAACGGAACCAGAAACAAAACCAUGCUUGUGAGCUCCGUCUGUUGGGUCUCACACCAAAUGGUUCCACAACAACAGUACUUGACCCACUUCUUAAGAAUAGCACCCCCUACAAUAAGAAGAACCCGUUCCUGGAUGAAGAAUUAAACAAUCUCCAGCCCUCUCCCAUCAACCCUUUCAGCUCCUACUUUGAUUGUAAACAGGAUCUGGGCGGUACUGAGGAAAUGCGGUCGACAACGGACAGUAAAGGCACAAGUCUGGAACAAUCGUGUUCCCUUUCACCGUUCUUCAAAUCCCACAAUUUCUAUGCCCAACAGGAGCCCACUUUCUUCUUCCCCUCCAAGAUUGAACCCGCCGGUGGGAGCCGGAGGGGAGAAGGAGGACAGACGCUGGUCUUUGACCGUCCUUCCCCAGACUGCCUGGACUUAAACCCACUCAAGAACCUUCACAUCUCCGAUCCGGACGAUCCAGGAAGCCCAACCAUUCCCGAUGACCCGUCGGAAGAGGAGGAGGAGGAAGGCAGGCCAGAGGGAACAGAGGUGGAGACCCCGUACCAGCCAGACCACAUGAACCCCAGGGAGGGCUGGACCAUGCUCCUCCGCAUCCCGGAGAAGAAGAACAUCAUGUCUUCCCGCCACUGGGGACCCAUUUACGUCCGUCUGUCCGACGAGGGAGUACUGCAACUCUUCUACGAGCGGGGUCUGGACAAACCCUUCCGGACCGUCGCGCUGAAUCCCAACCUCGAGGUGUCAGAGCAUCGCCUCCAGAGCUAUGAAGAGACGAGCAGAGUCCACACUCUCAGCGUGGACCUCGUCCAAUACCGCGAGAGGAAGCGCCUCCAGCCAAAGUCUUCCGUCGCCCAUCAGCCAAUCCGCGAGCAGCUGGUGAAGCUGGGCACCACUUGCUACCAAGACUACCUGAGCUUCCGCCACGCCGUCGUGGAACUGCUGCGGCGGUUGCCGUCGGCGGCCUCAGCGAGGGGAUCUCCGGGGCUCACCUCGCCCUUCGGGAGCGGUCUCUCUGAGGAGGAGAUCCAGGUGGAGGUGAGGGACGACUUCUACGGGACCGUUGGCGAGGGAGACGGGAGGAUUCGGGAGCAGUUGGUGAUCACGCGUGUGCACGUCCUGGCGUUCCUCUCCGGGUCCCCCGGCUGCAGCCUGGGACUCAACGACGUUCAGGUCAAAGGGAAAGAGGUGGUGUCCAGACAUGACAUCAUCCCCAACAGCACGACCAGGUGGAUCCGCUUACGGGACUGGGAGCUGAACGACGAGCACGCCGACGAGUUAAACUUCCUCUCUUCCCACGCCGUCACCUUCACCCCUCCAUCCUGUCGGCGUUUUGAGCUGCUCCGCUUCCGUACGGCCUUCGCCGAGAAGACCCUCCCCUUCACACUGCGCACUGUCGCCACUAUCCGCGGAGCGGAGAUCACCCUCCAGUCUUGGCUGCUGAUGUCACAGGGCUUCUCCUCCAAUCGAGACACACUCAACCUGAUCCCCUGCGAGAAUGUAGCGGUGCGUUAUCCCAUUCCAGAGAUCUGGGCCAAGAACUUCAAGCGGGAGGGGGUCAUGGGAGAAAGGUCACUGAAGGCCCGUUUCAACAAGGGGGCCAGCUUUGGCACAGCAAGCACUUCAGGAUCUGAGCCUGUGAUGAGGGUCACACUGGGAACGGCCAAGUACGAGCAGGCCUUCAAAGCUGUGGUGUGGAGGAUCAACCGCUUACCUGACAAAAACUCAGCACUGGGUCACCCUCACACCUUCUUCUGCCGCCUGGAGCUGGGCUCAGACAGGGAGGUACCAGACACGCUGCAGAAACACCUGGAGGUGGAGUUUGACAUGCCUGCAGCAUCCGCUUCCAAAGCCACGAUCCGCUCCCUCUCGGUCGGGGAGAGAACUGACGUGAAGAAGUGGGUCAGCUACAGAUCGCACUACUAUUACCAGGUCCCCAUAGAGCAGAAGAGAGACAGCAUCACUGAUGGCAGCCCGACACAGGACCAGCCUGGAGAAUGUGCACAGCAGUGAAGAAGAAAAAAACGGGACUGUCUGGACACAGAAAUGGGAGCUUAGAGCAGAAACCAAUGGUUAGAUGGAUGUCAGAAUGGACAAUGAGAAGAAGGGGAGGAGGGGGAGUCACUUUUGCACUUUGAACUUCGAACAGCAGGACUGGAGAAGGAUGCCUUUGUGUUUAGACUCACCUGAAGGUAGUCUAGAAAAUUCUGAGGGUUCUAUCAAGGUUCUUGAUUCGAUCUGUUGUUUCUUUGUUAUACAGUCCACUUGGUGUUACUGAGAGAAGCUGGUUGUUUUAUGCGACAAUUAACUUAUUUCGAAUGGAUCCAAGUUGUCUGGUUUCCCCACAGGGGGGUGUCACGUGCCAGGGAGACGUUGCUGAGCAGAAAGUCACCUUUGCUUGUGAUCAACCAAUUGGAUGCUUUCAACAGAUGGAAAGGAAUUAUGAACUCUAUGUGGUGACGGAAUUGGUUCUAGUGUUGCUUCAUCUCGUUCCCAGCCUUACUGUAGAAUAUAGUACAUGUGUGUCAGUAACUCAUCAGGUUUACGUAAUUCAAGGGAUCAUGAUGAAAAUGACCUUGGUUCUUUAGUCAAUAGGUAAUUAGUCUUAAAAUGAGUUAAGAGAUGACAGGCAGAGUAACUAAAACUAAGCGGAUAUUGCAAAACAAUUCUAUGCAAUAAGUUUAAAGGUUAAGAUUGAAUUCUUCAAUCAUUUGAGUGGACUAAAAAUUCAUCAUUCAUGGACAGCUAUAUCUCCUGUGUUCUAAAGCCUUCCUCGAGAACGUCAGUGUGACUGUUUAAUUCUUCCUCUGGAAACAAACUAAAAAGUUACUUGUGAAAUAAUGCCUUAACACUGUAAAAUCCUGAAUCCUCUCAUUUCAAAAUGGUCAGCAUGUGCUUGAAUAGUUGUAAUAGUUGUAAAAAUAAAUUCAGGUAUUUGUUGUGUAAAUUUGACAUGUAAUGUUUAAUGUCCAUCUGCUACUAAUUUGUGUAAGAUACUGUAUGAACAGCUGCCCUUGAAUUUAUUAAAGGUCUACAAAUGGAUGUUAACGGGUAUUUUGCACUAUUGUUGCUAACUUGACAACCUGCAUCGGGGCAAAAUCACCUACCAUGCCAACUUUGAUGUCAAUAAAAUGAGUCUUACAU